Maniola jurtina (meadow brown) is the source of this 2020-nucleotide messenger RNA. RefSeq lists its product as uncharacterized. Bases 64 to 822 code for a protein of 252 amino acids. The record is from RefSeq and is a predicted model, not a curated record. Lineage: Eukaryota; Metazoa; Arthropoda; Insecta; Lepidoptera; Nymphalidae. The transcript is spliced from 7 exons.
CCUACAGCCACGCGAACGAAGUCGCGAGUAUCAGCUAGUAACACUAAUAACGUACGAAUAGACAUGACAACCCUGCAUGUUUUGUAUGUUUUUGUGGUGAUGGUGCGACUGGUUUACAGCUUGGAAAUGCCGCCCAAAAUGAUGCCCAAGAAGAAACCAGCUAGUGCCCGAAAGCUGACCUUUCCCAACAACUCGGAGUCCGCGAGUGCAGAGCCCACGCCCAGUACUUCAGGUCUAAGUUUGCCACCUAGCUCGGAGCCAGGGACAUCAAAACGCUUGGCGGAUGACCUUAAGCGUGCGCGGGCAGGGCGCACGCUCUACAAAAAGGCAGUCGCCAAGUUGUCCCUGGAGGAGCGGACAAGGUUGGCGAAUAUGAAGGACCUGAAGGAAGUGGGGCACUUCAGGCUACCCGACGCUCCGGAGUCAAAGAAGGGAAAAGGAAAAGGGAAGGGGAAGGGGAAGGGCAAGGGUAUAGCGGACACAAAGCCAUGGUUGCCCUGCCCGCUGUUACCUGACGUGCCGCUUACCCCACCUGCCAAACUUCCCCAACCAUGGGAACGUGUUCAUCAUGAAACGGCCGAGGCCGACAAUCACGAAUUUAUUGAGGGCAAGCCUCCAUCCAUGUCACCCAUAAAGCCGGAUUUGUUAGGCAUCCCGAAAGAUCCAGAGUCACCUCAACCUCACCCACCUCGUCCAGAAUCUGGAACGCCGCCUCAACCAAAGAAAAGAAAGUUACUCUUCACACCGUCCACAGGGAUAAUUCCGGCAUUGGAGGCGCCUGUUAACCCUGUGGUAAAAAAAAAAUGGUGGUGGUGUGUGUAAAAAAAAAAAUUUUUUAAAAAAAUUCACGAUUCCGGAUAUAAGAUUUUUUUUAAAAUCCUUUGUAGAAUUAUUUUAAAAUCCUUUGAAGAAUCAUCUAAACAUAGAAGUCACCGGCCCAGCUGUAAUUGUGACUACGAACAGUAGAGUAAUUUCCGGAUCACGCACUCAGUGUGUACCUACCCUUUACGCCCAACAUCUGGUGAUAGAUUUUUGUUUAUUGUUGGUCUUAAGUUUUUGUACGUUACAAUGUACAAGUGUGCCACGUUUUUGGAAAGGGCAUUAAAUUUACUAUAUUGUAUAGUAAUUUUUGAUGUUGUAUUGUAUAGCAUGUAGAACAAAAAAAUCAGAUAAGCGAAAAUGAUUUCAUUGUGUAAAUGGGAACUGUUGCACUAAUUUUCAUAUUUCUAGUUAUUGGUGGAUGCUAUUGCCAAGAUUUUUGUUAACUUUGUAAGAAUAUUAGACUAGUUGUAUUGUAUCACUUAAAAAUUAGAUCUAGAACUGGUAUUUGUAAAUCUUAGACUCUCUAAGUUUAAAACCAAUUACGCCUGGCGGCGCCAGAUUAUUGUACAGAAUCAAAGUGCGGUAAAUAAAUAUUUUUGUAUAGACAAGUGUAUAUUUUAAUUUAUUUCCUUAUUGCCUAAUAUCUAAUUAACGUAAUUUGAAAUUAAACACCCUAGGUCACCGCUUUAAAAUACAAGGAUUAAUUUUUAAAUACAAGUGGCCCUCCGAAAUGCGGUAUCUCCAUACUUAUCGCAUCGUAAUACUACACCAGAGUCGCAUUUUGAAAAACAAAAGACUGCAUUCUACAGCUUCAUUCCUAGUAAACGUAAAAAAUAACACUUAACAGUCUCACAUUAUCAAGUUGAGUCACAAUGAACGCUUUUAUGAAAACCGAGCCGCGCGGUGGCAUCGGGCCGGCAGGCAUCAAUAGAGUAAGGGCAUUGCUCGGUGAUUUAUGAUCGCCGCGAUCGCCGCUUCGUGCAGAUGAGCGGCGUAAUCGUCAUAGUUUAUCAUAAAAUACAGCGCACGAAGACAUUGCAGAUAAGAAGCACAGCCGAAAUUCAGAGUUCUUCAUCCGAUGACCUCCCGGCGCAAUUCACAGCCAAGGUGUUCCAUAAGCGCCGAUCUGAUGGGGGAGGUGUUACGCAGGCGAAGCCAGCGGCUGAUACAUAGUGAGCCAGCGCAACAUGCAUUCCCA